AUGAGGGGCAGUGCCUUUGCCCUGGUUCUCUCCCUGGGCCUGGCAGCGUGUGUUGUCUCUGCAGAGAGGAAGUGCCUCCUCUCUGGGUCUUGGCGGAGUGACACAGGCUGCCAGAUGGUCGUGUCCACCCUUGGCAAUGAUGGCAGAUUCUCCGGUUCCUACCUGCCAGGGCCUGCUGCCUGCUGCUCCGAAAUCCUCACCUCACCCCUGGAGGGAUCCCAGCAAGAUGCAGGGCUGGUCCCACAGCCCACCUUCUCCUUCACUGUGCACUGGCAGCUCCAAGACUCGGACACAGCCCAGACAACUGUGUUCCUUGGCCAGUGCUAUGUGGGCACCAACGGAGAGGAGACACUGCAUGCCCUGUGGCUCCUGCGAGAGGCAGCCGACAGUCCUGCUGAGGACUGGAAAGCCACCCGGGUUGGCACCAGCAUUUUCACACGGAUAAAAUAA
Molecule: messenger RNA, 450 nt
Organism: Acanthisitta chloris (rifleman)
Lineage: Eukaryota; Metazoa; Chordata; Aves; Passeriformes; Acanthisittidae
Product: avidin-like
Exons: 4
Coding region: 1-450 (149 amino acids)
Molecular function (GO): biotin binding
Source: RefSeq, a predicted model, not a curated record